This is a messenger RNA of Apis cerana (Asiatic honeybee), 3123 nucleotides long. RefSeq lists its product as uncharacterized. NCBI's taxonomy places the organism in Eukaryota, Metazoa, Arthropoda, Insecta, Hymenoptera, Apidae. The record is from RefSeq and is a predicted model, not a curated record.
AAUUGAGUUCGAUAAUUGCAAAUGGUCGUUUAAUAACAGAUGAUUGAACGCAUUCUGCGGCGCGGUCUAGCAUUUAUCUGUCAAAACUGGUGACGGCCGGCCGAUCGGCGAUGAGCCGGCAUACGUGUGCCUGUUGAUUGUUUCGUGCUAAAGUUUUAGGUUAUCUACGCAAAUAUUUUAAUAAAAUACGUGUGUGUAUAUUUGUGCAUUUAACAUUACGUUUUCCGAGUGGCAUAAACGCGUCGAUCGUAAAUAUUCUUUAAAUAAUUGCGUCCAUUAUUAUGUGAUCGUGAAUUGGGAACGAAGUACACAUAGAGAGAAAGACAAAGAGAGAGCGACAACACGAGAAGGAAAAAACAAAGGAAAAUGCAAAACAUUCGAGUCUAUGUUUUCUGUUAUCUCAUCGUGGCAAUACUUUUUCUAACGCCAUUCAAUUACGCUUCAGAUUUUUCUGCAGGAAAUGUCACAAAUCAAACCAAACAAUGCGAUACCCAAAAGAUGGAGAAUCAAUGCGAUGAAAAUGAAAGAUGCUUUCAAAAUUCGAAAGGAGAAAAAGCAUAUUGCAAAUGCAAGAUAGGUUACGAUCUGGAGAAAGGCCGAUGCGUCCAGGUUACAAUUACUACGGUUGCUAGUGUAACUGAUCAACCAAACGUCAUGGCCAAUUCAGGAGGUAAUUCUGUAGCCGCUGGCUUGUUAAUACCAACUUUUCUCGUAGUAAUAAGCGUAUUACUGUAUUUUGUCGCGAGGCGAUAUAAAUGGUUACAACGAGUUCGACAGCUUCGUCCAAACCAUUAUGGUAAUGUCCUAGUCACAAGAGACGACGAUGACGAUGACGAUCCACCUAUAGCGUAAGCAGACAUCUAACAAUAAUAAUGGAAUAAUUAAUAUGUGUGCCGUGUACAAAGUGCGAAAGUUUUUAUCAGAAACACGAACUUUAACAGAGAAACGCUCAGUUACACAAUUCAUAAUUUUAAAGCGACACAAGCUUUAAGUUACCGCUGCGCGUAAACGGAUCGUCUUACCGAAUAACCGCAAGAAAACAAAAGAAAAAAGUAGUUCAUGUUCAAUUUCUUCAUCUUUAUAUGGAUGGCUUGCAAGAAAAUUUCAAUCGAUCUCUUUGUUCAUUAUCAAUAAUCGAUAAUUAACCACUUGUGUAUCUUUGUGCAGAUUUCGAUACGAAUUUUUUUCGUAGAUUGGACCGUCGCACACGAAAGUCUUCUCUUGAAGCUUGAUACGCUUAGGGAACAAUAUUGUGUAACUCUGUGUACAUAUAAAGAAGAGGUUUAGAUACAUGAUAUACAUAACAUAUCGUCGAACUGAAAUAAGAGGCUAAAUGUAAACGAGUGUUAGUGUAAGUAGAUGUAUUUUAUACCGAUAAGCGAAACGUUAAUUGAUCUUUUUUUUUUUUUUUUUCUCUCUCUCUCUCUCCUUUUUAGCCGUAGAUGAAUAAUGGUGAUGAAUCGUCAUUGAUCUUAUUGAUAGCGUUAAUAAAAAUUGCAAUAAUUAAAUUAAUAUUUAUACUCUUCAAAAUUUUCUCCUAUCCAAAUAAUUUUUAUAGAAGCAAUAAAAAUCAUGCAUGAAAGUAUUACUACUUACACGAUCACCAUUCUAUGUUUAUGUGCGAUGGUUGCGGGAUAACUGACUGCGUCUUUUUUUUUUUUUUUUUCCGAUAGUUUUUAAGAUUAAGAUUAACGUAUCGAGAACAUAAUUUUUUACAAUGAUAUUAAAAAGCUGGUCAGUAAACUUUACAUCUUAUUAAUAUCUUGUAUAAAAUCGAUGAUUAUCAAUCCAUAUUUCACCGUAAUGUAAAAUUUAGAUCGAAUUAUCCACAUUCUCAAUGAUAUUGUAAUUUUAAUCGUGCAAUGCAAAAUUUAUCCAUGUGACGCGAUCGAUAUCGAUGCGAUCCUAGAUCCUAUAUAUUUUUUUAACGCGCAAGAGCUCCUUUUUAUUAUUUCUUAGAUUCGAAAAUUUGAGAAUCGACGAUACAUCCAUCGAUCGCAGCAUCGGAAUCGUGUCGCGUGUAUAAAUUUAUAUAUCGUUUUCUCUUAAUGUCUUGUUCUUUUCAAGGAUAACUUUCCACAAAACAAACAAUGUAACCUUACCAAAGAGCGAAUCUCUAAAUUAAUAACCCGUUUAGGAAUAAUAACUCGGAGAAACUUUUCCUAUUGUACCUCUAUAAAUCUAUAAAUAUAAUUAAUUAUAUAAUUAAUUAAUUAAAUUAGUUAAAUCGUUACGUAUAAAUAAUAAUAAAUUUUCUAAUACGUAAGUUUCCUGCAAUAAAAUUGGUGGUAAUAAUUAUCACACGGAUUCGAAUUCGACGAGAAAUAAAAAUAUUUUUGCUCAAGAUGAAUUAAUUGAUAUUUUGUACAAAGGAGUUAACUUUUUAAAUUGCAAGACGUAUAGAGUAGACCAUUUGCACUCAUACCAAAACAACAUUUUUUUUUAUCGUGCUCGGUAUUGUUUUUGUAAUAUAUAAUAAAAUUUGUAAAUAAGUUUCCGCCAUUCCGCGGGUGCGUAAUCUUGCCAGCCAAUCACUCUCUUUCCUAUAGUAUGUAAUCGCAAGAAGAAAAUUUACAUAUAUAAAUUAUAAUUCCUAAGAAAAAGGAGAGCCUCCACUCGCGAAAGAUGAUUGGGACGUAUAUAUUUGCGAGAUAUAUAUAUACAUACACACACAUAUAUAUAUAUAUAAAAAUAUAUAUAUAUAUAAAUAUAUAUUAUUUAACCUAUUCUUGUACUCUAUCAUUUUUGUACAGAGCUACGAACUAGAAGUUAAUCAGGGCAAUUUAAUCGGUGCUCGAAACAUCAAUUCUGAUUCGUUAGGCCGCUCGACAUCGCGAGAGGAGAUUUAAUAUUUUUAUAGUUCGCGAGUACAAAUUAAAACGGUGCGACUGGUACUAGCGAAUUAUCGUUUUUAAUUUUGUAUCGUCGAAAUUUUUCUGGUAAUUUGCGAUACAAUUAAUAGACAACACGACAAUGGCACCGUUCUUUUCACUUGUUACGACACGUGUAAUUAGGCUACACUCAAGCUACAUGCAGUUUAGAAGAAUUCGACUGACUGUAAUUAUUGUUACCGUUUUUUGAUCGUAGCCAUGUUUGCGUAAAAAAAAAAAAAAAAAAAAAGAA